Messenger RNA from Saccostrea echinata, 3263 nucleotides. RefSeq lists its product as uncharacterized. Gene Ontology annotation, cellular component: nucleus. The record is from RefSeq and is a predicted model, not a curated record. The transcript is spliced from 8 exons. Bases 261 to 1850 code for a protein of 529 amino acids. NCBI's taxonomy places the organism in Eukaryota, Metazoa, Mollusca, Bivalvia, Ostreida, Ostreidae. Gene Ontology annotation, molecular function: protein binding. Gene Ontology annotation, biological process: regulation of gene expression.
UAAAAAUAUUUUAUGAUAAUUUGUGUCCGGUAAAAAUUACUAAAAUUAAGAAAGCACAUGAAUCUUUGAAUUCCUUGCGUUUGUAUUUGUUUUAACAGUAUAUUUCUCUCAGAUCCCUUGCACUAAUUUGGGCUAAUAAGAAGCAUAUUUGAUAAAAUAGCGGGAAACACCAAUCAUUGACCGAAGGUCAAGGUUAUCUUGUUCCUGAAAAUAGCGUGUGAAAUUAUUUAUGGUGUAGUUGAAACAUUUGUUGAUGCCAAAUGGGCACCGGGGAGACGACCUCCUAUCACUUACGGAGGAUAGGACCCUCCGCAACAUGCAUGAGUAUCGGUAACAACAUGAAGUUAAAAUAUGGGGUGACCAAGUUUGGACGAGCAACAAGCAAUGACUACUAUUUAGACUCUACCAAACUGAAGAACUUCAUUUCUCGAAUCCAUGCUGAAAUCCAUGCAAUUCCAAAUGAAAACGGAGAUAUGCAGUUUAGGAUUAUUGAUAAGGGCCUUAAUGGCACCUUUAUCAAUGACACAAAGAUGAGUGGACCAUACAUUUUGAAGGAAGGAGACAAAGUCACAUUCGGACACACAAAUGGUUAUAAACUGAAAGCUGGGGAUUAUGCAAAGCAACCAAACUCAGAGUUUCAAUUUAUUUUUGAAAAAUUGGUGCAAAAAGAAGAAGAACGAGGGUUUAGGACUGGUGAUGAGGCAGCCAUCAAUGGUAACUCGCCAAUGAAUGCCUCAAGUAGUGCUAACACCAUCACAAGCAUCAAGAAAUCGCCCAGUAAGACUGACCAAAAAUACAAUCUCUCAAAAGACUCAACAGUGGGGUAUAUGGGGUCCCCAAAUGUAAACAGGAUCUCUGGAUUUGAUCUGAAAUCAUCGCCUUCUAACAGUGAUGAAAGUGAUGAUGAUGAAGAUGAUUACAAUUAUAAACCUAAUGUGAAUACUGUUAGCAAGAAGUCGCGUUCUGUGCUAAGCAGAAUGGACUAUAGUGAUGAAAGUAUGGAUUCUAGUCCCUCUCCUAAGCCAGUACGAAAAAACACUGGUUAUCAGGACAAAAAACAGAGCCCCAGCAAAGUGAGAAAGUCUGCAGACCGAUUGUCAGGGGAAAAUGGAUUAAUACCGUUCAGUGAUCUAGCCAGGAUGGAUAAAAGUAAAACAAAGACAAGCCGAGUGAAUGUAAAUAUAAAUAUCAAUGUGGAGUCUACUGUGAAAAACAAUGGUCGGCGAAAUAGCAAUUCCAUGAGAGAGAGGGACACACCGCCCUCAAGGACACAAGUGGAAAUCCCAAGCAAACAUAGCCGAAAGCUAAUACAUGAUAAACAAAGGGCCAGAAGCAGCAGCAGCUCAUCCGAUUCCAAUGAUCUACCAUCUCCAGAUGAAGACAGCAGUCAAGAUAAAUUUAACAUCUUUUCUAGUGAAGAAAACACUGACAUAAAAACUCUCAGCAAGAAGAAGACACCUAUAGAAAAGAAAGCAGCCAAGCCAGCAAAAGUUCAGAGAAGCAAUAGCCGGGGAUCUGUGAAAGAAACUGCCAAGAAACGAAAACAAGCACCCACUAAAACAGGUAAACCUGGCAGAAGAGGCCGACCUCCCAAAAAGAAAAAGAAGGACUCGGAUGAUGAAGAUGAUGAUUUUGACGACGAGUUUGAAAUUGAGGAGUCUCUAGAGGAAGGUGUUGAGUGGUUUGAGGAAGACAAGUGUGCCUCUGCUGAUUGUAAACGACCCAAAGGAAAACGAGUAGGCUGGGUAUGUUGUGAUGAUUGCGAUGAAUGGUAUCACACGGAUUGUGUAGGCUGUCGCUAUGACCAUGUCAAGGACACCAACAUCAAUUUCAGCUGCGGAUGUCGAUGAGAAAUUCACCUUGUUUUUCAACUAUAAUAUAGACAUCAUGGUUUGUUGUAAACAUUCAUUCUUCAAAACAUUUUCUAGAAUCAGCAUUAUAAAAGUAUAGAAUUUGUGUUAGAAUAUUCGGUCAUUAACUUUUGACUGCCAGGGAGUUGUGUACUUCUAAUUUUUGUUUCAUCAUUUUGCUUGUUGCAAAAAAAUAUAGGUUAAAACAUUGUUGGUUAAUAUAAUACAUUUACAAGUGUUUACAAUGUUUUGAGAACUGGAUUUUUUUUUAAAUACAACUUUUGAUGUAGAAUAUUAUUUUCACCAGAGCUUAGAGCAUACGUCUUUGAUUGUUUUGAAUUCAUUCAGUUAUCUUGACAUUUUUUACGACUUGUUUCAUACAUUUCGAAGCCAUAUUAUUUGAUGGUCAACAGAUUUCUAUCUUGGUCUAUCUUGUUGAAGUAUUUUUGUUUAGGUGGUAAGAACACAACUGUCAGGUUGGUGACCUUUACUCAUUAAGGUUGGUUAUAUAUUUAUUUAUUAAUGCAGAAAAAUGUGUGUAUUUUUACCAACAUUCUCAAGGAAUUGCAUAUCUUACACUUACUGUAGAUGUAUUUUUGCCAGUCAUUAUUUAUGCUAUAGUGUAAAUUGGAUUCUAUGAAUCUCUGUCUAUAGCAUUAUGUUAAAUAUAUUUCUCUUUGUACUUAUACAUGUAAAUUAUCCAAACAUCUAUUGGCACAUUUCACAUGAAACUUUUUUUUUUCUCAAUUCUAUCCGAUAUGCCCCUGAAAAGAAGAUACAUAGACAUGUACUGCUUGUUUUUCACAUGAGCUAAGAUCUCUCACAGAAGUGGCUGAAGUUUCUAAGCUGACCUUUCCUAUGUGUAUUUUGAUUGAAGUUUGCCCAUUGUAUGUCUUUUUCACUGUCUUGUGACUUUCAAAUUCUAAACCUUUGUACUUUUUUAACCAAACUUGGUACAUACCAAUGAAGGGGACUCAAAUUGAAUAGAAAUGCAUUUUCUCAUCAAAGGCGAGAUAAAAUGAACAUGGUAGAAGAAUCUCUAGAACCAUGAAUCCAAAAAUGAUUAACUACCAGUAUGUUGAACAUUUAUGAAAUGUACAUUUAGAUAUUUUCUUGUCAUGGUCCCUGUUACUAUGUUAAGCCAAGGUAAUAGUUUCAAGUAUUAUAUUUAAAAAUUACAUGUACUGUAUAUGCAAGCAGUUUAAGAGAGCAUAGGUUCAUGGGCCACAUAUUCAAUCUGUAGAUAAAUCACGAGAUUUAGUGCUUUGUGUUCUUGUUUUGUUUUUCAUUCUUGUGAUGUUGGAUGCUUUUCAUACUCUCCGACAGCAAUAGUAUGAUGUUUUUGUGUGACAAACAAUCUUUCUUUGACUGUUUUCCAGCUUGCUUUUCUGAAUUGCAUUUUUGUGUGAGAGA